CAAGAUUUAAAGCUUCCCUCUUUAUAUUUAUUUUCUGUAUGAGAUUUUUUUUUCUAUUUAAUUUCUUCUGGUGCCUUUUCCAAUUCGCUGACAAUCCCCUUUCGUGGGGAUUUGUUCUGCGUGUGGACGCCAGAGAAAAUUUUGGCAUAGGAGAGAUCUCAGUGGAAGAGUGUCGGUGCUACUGUGAAAAUUACCACCUAAUACUCACUCCUCCUGGCCCUAUUAAAGUUAAACACCGCGUGAAAGAUCUCCUGGCUCUGUUCUGUGAGAUAUUUUUGGCUGAGUGAAAGUCCUGUCCUUUGACCAAUUUUCCAUGGAAUUUUCUAUCUCGUGAAAUUUUCCCUCCAUGCGCCCUCGUGAGACAACUUAAAGACUGCCACAUUUGGUGAAAAAGCUCUCUCUGAACAACAAAAGAAGUGCAUUUAGUAGGAAAUUAAUCCACCGAAUCUUUAUACACCAGAAGGAACCAAAAGGAGGAAAGGCUGUUUUUUUUCUGUGGCCAGAGUGAUAGAAAGUCCGUGGUGAGAGUUUGUGUUAGAAUUGAAAGUGACCCAUUGGCCUAGAAAAUUUUGAGGGAGUGAGUUUGUGAAAUUUUCAGUGGAAUGGGAGAGAAAAUCCAUAAAAUGUGCUCCAGAGAGACGCAGAAGGAGGACUGAGAGGAUGGACAUGUGCGCUGAUGGACGAAUGGCAGAUCUCUGCCUGCAUGGUCCAUGCUGCAUCAUCUUCAUGAUCCUGGGCGCCAUUCAAAUCACCUCUGGCAUCUACUACUACCUCACCAUUCCCGUGUUCAAGCUCAUCUUCAACAUUGCCAUUGGCUGCUCUGUGGUGGUCAUUGGGAUCUGUGGAGUCAUUGUCGUUUGCAUCUGCACAUCAUCAAUCAAGAAAUAUGAGAUUCUUCUCUAUUGUUCCACAUCCAUCAUCUUCCUCAACACAGUUAAUCUCAUUUUGUUGGAAUUCGGGCAAUUCCGGGAAGUUUUUCACGAUCCCGGCCGACCAGGAACUCUCAGGCUUCGCGAAGGACACUUUGAGUUCAUCCCAUCGGAAUCCGGACGCCUAAUCACUUCAGUUACUGCAAUUGUGAGUGUCCUGGUGGCCUUCCUGGAAUCCCAAAUAACCUUCUGCUGCCUCAAUCGAGUCCACCAUGCUCAGCAGAAAGCCCUAGCGGCCACCUAUCGCAAACGCCAAGUGGAACGUGGCUCAGAUCAAGAAUAUGUUCUGGACAAGAAAUCCAUAGCACCAGAACCACUUCCUGGUCACUCGCAGAAAAAAUCGAAUGGUGAAAGUACGAAAAUCGAAGUUUACGCACAAUCCUGGGUCUUUGAGGAGUCCAAUGCACUCGCAACUGGCAUGCCUCCUGAAUCUCCGGCUUCUAUCUCCUCCCCGGACGAGAAGAAGCAGCCCGUGAAAACCCACAGACGCCACAGACGCACCAAAAGUGGCAGUUCGCAGAUGGUGAGCUUCUCAAGAGCAGCAACCCCAAUCCCAUCGCCAGUUCCUCCAGAACACGACAGAUCACCAUUCGGAGGACAUGUGCGCACCAAUAGCGACUUCCUGGCCGUCACGACGCCCCGUCGGGAAGCCCGAAGCCCCAAUCGACCGCCCAAGAUGGGCUUCAAUGACUUCGACUCUGUCAUGAAGCUCAAGAGCAAAAUUGCCAACACCGCUCAAGCAGAUGCUUCCUACGCCACCCUCAUGGCUGAACUGGGAAGAUCUCUGAGCGGCAAGCAAGUACAUUCACCUGCUUAUUCCUCAGACGACAGCAUAGCCACCCUAACAGACCAUCCUCGAUCAAAUUCAUCAAAAGAAGAAUUUAGCAAAGAACUAGAAGCAGCUCUUCAACUCAUCCAAGACCUAGAAACACCCUCGGAAUGCCCUCCAACUGCCACAACUUUCGGUUAUGGGGAACUCAACAGAGCUGGCAGUGAUAAAACCCUGAGUGCUGUAUCCCUAACAGACUUCACGUCACCCGAUACAGCACCAGCGACUGUUUUUCCAGCUCCCGGAGGCACAUCCUAGGCAAGGUUCAUGGCUCAGUAUUAAAAUUGAAAGUCAAGGGAAUGGAUAGGACAGUCACUGGUUAGCCAAAAAACAUUUCGGUCUAAAUUAUAUUUAGGGUAAGUGUGCCAAAUUCCGGCCAGCUUGCAAUUCCGGCCACCUUUUUUAUUCCUCGAA
Messenger RNA from Phlebotomus papatasi, 2172 nucleotides. RefSeq lists its product as uncharacterized. The record is from RefSeq and is a predicted model, not a curated record. The coding region runs from base 661 to 2016 and encodes 451 amino acids. Lineage: Eukaryota; Metazoa; Arthropoda; Insecta; Diptera; Psychodidae. The transcript has a single exon.